Molecule: messenger RNA, 2088 nt
Organism: Lycium barbarum (goji berry)
Lineage: Eukaryota; Viridiplantae; Streptophyta; Magnoliopsida; Solanales; Solanaceae
Exons: 11
Coding region: 1-2088 (695 amino acids)
Biological process (GO): proteolysis
Molecular function (GO): cysteine-type peptidase activity
Source: RefSeq, a predicted model, not a curated record
AUGUUGACGGCAGCAUUGCUUGUUCAGAAGUCACCAACCACUAUCCCAAAAAAACCUACAGUUGGACAAUCAUCUAAAAAAUCUGCUUCGGUGGUAGAUAAGCCAGUUCAAUCAAAGGAAAAAGAAAAAGCUGCUCCAAGUGUCCACCGCGUUCCUGUUGACGACGUAUCCACCAGCAAAUCAGUUGACCUCACAAGUUUGAGACAGGAACUUAAUCAAUUUAAGCAGGAAGUUCUUGCUGAAUUCAAGGUUGUUUUUACUGAGCUCAAGGAUCUUCGCAAAACUAUUGAUAAAAAUUUCAAAAAGGUUUUGGAACAUGUCAAAGGGAAACAAAACUCAGAAAAGGAUGAUGACAGUGAAACUCAUGUUCCUUUACAUGAUGGCAACAUACAUCAACAAACUGAUGAUUACAUGGACCACGGUGACGAUAUUCACAUGGAGACUCAUACGGGUGAUGUGCAUCCAACAGAGGAGAAGGGUCUUGCACCGGAUAUUCAAGUCGGUAUUGGCAAUGAUAGCGGCGAUACGCUGAAAGCUUCAACCAAAGAGAUUGCGGAAGGAGGUGAUCAUUCAGGAGAACCGAAGACUUCGGUUGAACGUCCGGUGGAUCCAACAGAGGAAAAGGGUAUUGCAAUGGAUAUUCAAGUUGAUAUUGGCAAUGAGAGCGGCGAUACGAUGGAAGCCUCAACCGAAGAGAUUGCAGAAGGAGGUGAUCUUUCAGGAGAACCGAAGACUUCGGUUGAACGUUCAGGGAAACAUACUAUGGAAGAGAAAAAAUGUUUUGAUGAUUCAAAUAAUUCUGAGAUGAUCGCACAGGUGCUAGCAAAUAUAGCAGAAUCAGAAAUGACUAACGAACAAGUUCACGCAGAAAAAAUCGAGGAAAACACCAGCUCAACUGUCUUAGAGGAACCCCAGGCAGCAAUUUGUAACGCGCAGCCGUUGUCUCAGUGGUUGUUGCCUGAUGAGUAUUUACCAAGCCAAACCCCAAGGAAAGAUAUCGUGUUACAUCCAUCAGUCACACGAGCUACACGCCCUAGUAAAUACAAGUCUUCACCGUUUGUGACAGAUUUUGGUAGUAGUUCGGGCAAGAAUCAUGUACAUGGGUUUGAUAAAAAAUAUCCAUUCCAGAUAGAUCCCAUUACUAGUCCACUUGAUGUACAGAUGGUGGAUGAAUACCGUACUCUGCUCCGAAACGAAAGAACAACGGGGACCAUUACAAAAAAAAAAAUUGCAGUUUUUGACAAUGGAGUCAAAUUCAAUUUUGGCAUCACAACUGUCAAUGAUAAGAACUGGUUUUACCUGUUAUCGAUGGAUGGUCAGCUUUGGAAUGAAGAGCACAUUGACGUCAUUUUCUAUUACUUUCGGAAGAAAGGAAAGUACGAUAAAAGGAACAAUUUCAGCUUCACCACUGUUGACUGCCUAUUCAAGCAGAGAAUUGAUGUGGUCCACCACGCAUAUCGCAAUGUUGAAACACAGACAAAUGUGGCAAAUGAAGAGCAAGUAUUGAUUGAGUAUGUUAAGGGCCACAGGCUUAUUGCCAAUGUCCCGUGGCAUACCGUUGACAACGUGCUAAUACCGGUGAAUAUGCAAGAAGAAAAUCAUUGGUUAUUGGUACUCCUUUCAUUCAAGGAUAGGCGUCUGUAUGUUUACAACUCGUAUCAAUUAGCCGGGCACAACGCAGUUGUUAGGAAUGAAAUAAAAAAGCUUGCUACACUGCUACCACAUUUCUUACAUCUGGCUGGAUUCUAUGUAAAUCAAAAAAGCAUAGAUUUGGUGAAAGACCCAGCAUAUGCAGAUAAGGGACAGAUCGAUAUCUUUGAAGUUGUCUAUGUUGAUAAUCUUCCGCAUCAAACUGCUGGUAGCACGGACUGUGGUGUUUUUGUGGCAGCGUAUGCUGAGUAUUUGACAUCGGGUGAAAGGAUUCCAGAUGUCAUUGAUGCACACAUGCAGCGUAUGAGAUACAGUGCACUCUUAUGGGACUACGCUGAAGGCAAGGUUGCUGACAAUGCAGAGAGUGAUAAUGAAGUUCCACCAAGACCGAUUAGGCCAGCAAUCGAUUACGACACUGUAGAUGCAAUUGAUGUUUGA